This is a messenger RNA of Capsicum annuum, 2300 nucleotides long. RefSeq names its product serine/threonine-protein kinase BSK1. Gene Ontology annotation, biological process: brassinosteroid mediated signaling pathway; protein phosphorylation. Lineage: Eukaryota; Viridiplantae; Streptophyta; Magnoliopsida; Solanales; Solanaceae. The record is from RefSeq and is a predicted model, not a curated record. The transcript is spliced from 9 exons. Gene Ontology annotation, molecular function: protein kinase activity; protein binding; ATP binding. The coding region runs from base 581 to 2086 and encodes 501 amino acids.
AGUACAACAACGUAAUUUUUUGUGAAAAAAUAUUUGAAUGAAUCCAUCGAUCUCACUUAAUUCCGCCCCUGUAUCUCACACCCCCCACUCCUAACCUCUUUUUGAGUUCAACAGCUGAAUCAGAAUUCACACUAGAAAAUAAACACAUAAAAAAGUCGAAGAAAUAUGAUAAUAAUAAUUUUUCAUUGAAGAAUGUUCUUAUAAACCUCUGAUUCUACCUAAUUCCGUUUUUGGAUGCGACAACCCCCUCCCCCCCGACUCCUAACCAAAAAGAACACACAAAGAGGACGAAGGAGUAUAAUAGUAUAAUUUUUCACCGAAAGAUAUUAUGAGAAACUCCCUCAACUCUACCUAAUUCCGUACCUCUAUCCAACCCCCCUUACCCCAAAGAAAACAAAAAAGAAAACUUUUUUAUCUGAAUAAUUUAUUAAAAAAGGAUUCUUUUUUUUGUUUUUUUUUCCCUUAGGGGAAAGAAUAAGUUGGUGUAGUAUUACAACUUUACAAGUAGUAUUUUGUUAAUUAUUAUUCUUGAAAUUAUUACUACUACAACUUUAGUUGUUCAUUAUCAUCAUCAUCCAUCAUGGGUUGUUGUCAAUCUUCAAUCUUGGGUGAACUUAGUUCAGAAAAAGAUCAGCAACGUCAUGGAGUUGGUGGGGCCCAUACAAGAGCUUCAAAUGGCACCGGCGCCGGAGCAGCCAUCGGAGAUGGUGGAGUUCCGGUGUUUUCAGAGUUUUCAUUAUCUGAGCUAAAAGCAGCUACCAAUAACUUUAGUUCAGAGUUUAUAGUAUCUGAAAGUGGUGAAAAAGCACCUAAUAUGGUGUAUAAAGGGCGUUUGCAGAAUCGGAGGUGGAUUGCUGUAAAGAAAUUUACUAAAUCUGCUUGGCCUGAUCCUAAACAGUUUGCGGAUGAAGCAUCAGGUGUUGGGAAAUUGAGGCAUAAAAGGCUGGCUAAUUUGAUUGGGUACUGUUCUGAUGGGGACGAGAGGCUGCUUGUAGCUGAGUACAUGCCAAAUGAUACACUUGCAAAGCAUCUGUUUCACUGGGAGAAUCAAACGCUUGAGUGGGCAAUGCGGUUAAGAGUGGCUCUCUAUAUCGCUGAAGCAUUGGAUUACUGUAGCACUGAAGGUCGUCCACUAUAUCAUGACUUGAACGCGUAUCGAGUUCUCUUCGACGAGAGUGGCGAUCCCCGUCUUUCUUGUUUUGGGCUGAUGAAAAAUAGCAGGGAUGGUAAAAGUUAUAGCACGAACCUUGCGUAUACACCUCCUGAGUAUUUAAGAAAUGGAAGAGUUACUCAAGAAAGUGUUGUUUUCAGCUAUGGAACUGUCCUUCUGGACUUGCUAAGUGGAAAACAUAUCCCUCCUGGUCAUGCACUCGAUAUGAUACGGGGAAAAAACAUUCUUCUAUUAAUGGAUUCACAUUUGGAGGGAAAUUUCUCGACCGAAGAGGCAACUGUUGUAUUUGAUCUGGCUUCGCGAUGCUUGCAGUAUGAACCCAGGGAGCGACCAAAUACCAAAGACCUCGUUUCAACACUUGGUCCAUUGCAAAGUAAACCUGAUGUUGCAUCUCAUGUAAUGUUGGGUAUUCCUAAGAAUGAGGAAGCUCCACCGACUCCACAACACCCUCUUUCUGCAAUGGGUGAUGCUUGUUCGAGAAUGGACCUCACAGCUAUCCAUCAGAUUUUGGUAAUGACACAUUAUAAAGACGAUGAAGGGACAAAUGAGUUGUCUUUCCAAGAGUGGACUCAACAAAUGAGGGAUAUGUUAGAGGCAAGAAAACGUGGAGACUUGGCUUUUCGGGACAAGGACUUUAAAACUGCCAUAGAUUGCUAUUCUCAGUUUGUAGAUGUGGGAACGAUGGUGUCUCCAACUGUGUAUGCACGGAGAAGCCUUUGUUAUCUCAUGUGUGAUCAACCAGAUGCCGCCCUUCGAGAUGCAAUGCAAGCACAAUGUGUCUACCCAGACUGGUCGACAGCAUUUUACAUGCAGGCAGUUGCCUUAUCCAAGCUAGACAUGCACAAAGAUGCAGCUGACAUGUUGAAUGAGGCUGCAAUUCUAGAAGAGAAAAGACGAGGUGGAAGAGCAUCUUGAAUUACAACACCCCACUUGUAUCAUUCUUUUGGUCCUUUCAAUUAUUCUUGUCAUCACAAAAUUAGCACAAUUCCUGUAUCAUUUGUUUGAGUGUGAUUGUCUUAGAAUUAUUGUAUAACAAAAGGAAGAGAAUCAUUUGCUCGGUUGGUAUAUGCUCAUGUAGUUUUGCACUCUUGAUUUGUCAAAAUAUCAAAAAUAAAUUUCUCAAUGUGUA